Molecule: messenger RNA, 1944 nt
Organism: Lodderomyces elongisporus
Lineage: Eukaryota; Fungi; Ascomycota; Pichiomycetes; Serinales; Debaryomycetaceae
Gene: CDC20
Product: ubiquitin-protein transferase activating protein
Exons: 1
Coding region: 1-1944 (647 amino acids)
Biological process (GO): anaphase-promoting complex-dependent catabolic process; positive regulation of ubiquitin protein ligase activity; positive regulation of anaphase-promoting complex-dependent catabolic process
Cellular component (GO): anaphase-promoting complex
Molecular function (GO): protein binding; anaphase-promoting complex binding; ubiquitin ligase activator activity
Source: RefSeq, a predicted model, not a curated record
AUGUCGGCAUCUACAUUAUCACCAAGCUCAUCAAAGUUUGUCCAUCGCCCACCCAUUACAGAUGAGAAUAAUGACAAGACGGACAAUCAUUAUCUGGCGAAAGCCUAUGAUAAGCUGCAACGGUUUGUCAGCGGACCUUUGCAAGCACCAGACCCGCUCUUAUCGCCAUCCAAAAGAGAGUUUCUUAAACAAAUGAGUCCCAAUGUAACAAAAAAGCAUCGCGUCAUAUCAAACGAGCCAAUCUCCAAACCGCCAAGUUUUGUAGGUGCAAAUACCAAAAAGGAGAGCAAGGAGGUAAAGGAGGUAAAGGAUUUGAAAGAUUUAAAAGAUGUAAAAGAUUUAAAGGGGGUGAAGGAGUCAAAGUUUGCAAGACCACAGUUUCCGCUGUCAUUUAAACCAACAUUGGCACAGAGGUCUAAAACAAGUAUUGCAUUUCCAAUGUCCAUGUCUAUGGCAAGUGGUGGUAAUAUCAAUUCCUCUUCUUCCAACAGCAAUGCUCCUGGUACUGGUGCCUCUACCACUUCAGUCCCAUUUACAUUACGCCGAUCGAAUUCAUUGUUGACUAGAUCAAAUAGCUCUCUAUCAACAGAUCACAAAUCUACAUCGCUCAGCAAUUUGGACAGAUUCAUACCAUCGAGACACAACUCAAGCACAAGAAAACUAGACUCUUCAGGACCAGCACCUGAGCCCAAUGCAGCACCUGAAAAACACAUUGAAGCACAAACAUCGAAAAUUUACCAACACCAUGUUGCUGAAGCAUGUGGACUAGAGAUGAACUCGCGAAUUUUGCUUUACCAGCCACAGCCACCAGAGAGAAAAAAGCCAGUUGACCUUCUUCAUAGCAAUUACAAGAUCAAUGCAAAAACUUCACUCUCACCUUUACUUGCAUCUGCUAGAGCCAAAAAGAUCCCAUCAACUCCUGAAAGAGUGCUUGAUGCUCCAGGAUUGGUUGAUGAUUUCUACUUGAAUUUACUAGCUUGGUCACUGUAUAAUUUGUUGGCGAUUGGAUUGGAAGACGCAGUAUAUGUAUGGAAUGCAUCAACAGGCUCCGUGGGACUACUAUGCGAGCUUCCAGAAAAGACAUUGGUGACGUCACUACGGUGGUCCCAAGAUGGCUCGUACAUCUCGAUAGGGAAAGAUGAUGGAUUAGUUGAGAUAUGGGAUAUUGAGCAAAACACUAAAUUGCGUACACUCAAUUGUGACAACCACCUCACAAGAGUUGCCUCGCAAGCUUGGAACCUGCAUAUAUUAACCAGCGGCAGCAGAGUUGGGAACUUGUACCACUCGGAUGUUAGGAUAUCAUCACAUUUAGUUGACAAGAACGAGGGAUGUCAUGUUUCAGAGAUAUCGGGUAUCGAGUAUAGACCUGAUCUGAAACAGUUUGUCACCGGUGGCAACGACAACUUGGUCAAUAUAUGGGAUGUGAGAAAUAGUCAAAAGCCACUAUUUGCAAAGAGAAACCAUCGUGCUGCAGUCAAAGCAAUGUCAUGGUGUCCCUACCAGAUGGGGCUCUUGGCAACUGGAGGAGGUUCAACAGAUAAGACUAUACACUUUUGGAACACCAAUACUGGAGCGCGAGUAAACACUAUUGAGACUGGUUCUCAGAUCUCGUCGUUGAACUGGGGUUAUGCAGCAGGAACCGGAAUGGAGAUAGUGGCUACUCAUGGUUUCCCAACCAAUAGUAUAUCGUUGUUCAAUUACCCAACGUUGCAAAAGACGGGUGAAGUGGUGAAUGCGCACGACACGAGAAUCCUCAAUGGGUGCUUGAGCCCUGAUAAUCUUACAUUGGCGACGAUUGCUGGAGACGAGAAUCUCAAGUUCUGGUCGCUCUUUGAUAUGGACAAAUCGUAUAAGAGAGUUUACGACGAGGAAGCUGGUGAUGAUUUAGGCGAUGAAACUGUCAAGGACGCAAAGAGAUUGAAAAGGAUGAUGAAGUUUAGGUAG